AUGAACAAGGACUCGUCCUUCACGUACGUGCACAUGCACCGCGCGGCCGACGCGGAGCUCUUCGAGGACUUUUGCAAGGACAAGCUGCCCGAGGACGACAUCUACGUGCCGCCGCAGCACCAGCCCAUCAACCCCGAGGACGAGGACGACGUGGUGCCCGACCAGCACGCCGCGUUUGGCAUCCAGCGCGCCACCCAGAAGACGAGGGAGCCCGCCUGGAAGGACCUCGGCCUCGCGGACCUGAUGAACAAGGGGCCCGGGCCCGGUUCCGCGGCGGGCAAGGCGGCGGCCGCGACGACGUCAGGGAGCAAGGGCAAAGGGCUGCCGCGGUGA
Molecule: messenger RNA, 333 nt
Organism: Purpureocillium lilacinum
Lineage: Eukaryota; Fungi; Ascomycota; Sordariomycetes; Hypocreales; Ophiocordycipitaceae
Cellular component (GO): anaphase-promoting complex
Source: RefSeq, a predicted model, not a curated record